AAAGGGGAAAAACAAGCUUCAUGAGAAUCAAGAAGAAUAAAAAAAAACGUUUUUUUUUUGAAAGAAUUUUGAAUUUUUAUUCACUUCAAAAAACUUUUGUACAACCUAAUGCUAAAACUAUUCAAAAUUUUAUGAUGCCAAGAUCAUCUACUACCAAACCAUAUUUCCAUGGCCUGCUCAUGUCUAUUUCCAACUAUCUUUCUUAAAGAUGAAAUCAUAUUUCCAUUAAAAUUAUUUAGCAAACAUUCUAAAACCAUGAAAUUUAUGUAUUAUACAUUUAAUUAAUUAUGAAAUUUCAUCUGUCCACCCUAAUAUCACAAAAUAUCAUCCACUGCUUAAACAUUUUUAACAAGAGUAUAUUUAAUAUGAAAAUUUUAAAUUUCUAAUUUAAUAAUACUAAAUUAAAAUAAAAUUUUAAAUUCUGAAAACCCUUUAAUUAAAACAAAAAAAAAAAGAAAACUUUAAAUUCAUAUCUGAAUAACAUAAUAUUUACAUUUACCUUACUAUCAUGGUUUUAACAGACAAUAACAGUUUCAAGUUUUGACUCGUUUUAAUUCUACGCCGAUAAUUAUAUAAAAAGAAACAAAACCGUUUUAAACUAGAGUAGUCCCAAAUUAACUAUUAGCUUUGGUGUUAUCUCCUAUCUUCGUUGUAAGCUAAAAAAAAACUCUCAACAUUCUUAACCAAAUCCUGAUCAGUUUAAAUACAAGAUGGGUUGAAUACAAUCAUCAUUAUGCUUCUUCUGGGAUACAAUCAGAGAGAACAUUGUUUGAGGAGAUCCAAGAAUAAGAACCCUAAUAUUCUUGGAAGAUUCUUGUAUAAAAAGAAUCAGCCUGAACAAAAACUCAUAAAACCCUGAAAAUGGGGUUGUCUUCUCUGACUGUAUCCAAUAAUAGGAAGCAUAUUGUAGUUGUGUUCAUAAGUUUAGUAUUCAUCUUGAAAAUAUCCUUAAUUUCUUGUGCGAAUCAGGAAAGCCAGAUUUACACGGUGCAUUUGGGUAAGAGGCAACAUAAUGAUCCUAAACUUGUUACUGAUUCACAUCAUGAUAUCCUUGGAUCGCUUCUUGGAAGCAAAGAAGCUUCUCGUGAGUCUAUGAUUUAUAGUUACAGACAUGGUUUUUCAGGCUUUUCAGCAAAACUCACAUCAGCCCAAGCAAGGGAACUCUCAGAAAAUCCGCAUGUUGUUCACUUAACAAGAAGCAAGAAUAUGAAACUAACAACAACAAGGGUUAGUGAUUACGUGGGACUCACUUCAACCGCUCCAACCGGUCUCGUCCAUGAUACCGAUAUGGGAAGCGACACAAUCAUAGGAAUCGUGGACUCAGGAAUAUGGCCAGGGUCAAAGUCAUUUAAUGACAACGGUCUUGGACCGAUCCCGGCACGCUGGAAGGGACAAUGUGUUUCAGGAGAAGGUUUCAACGCGUCGAUGUGCAACAGAAAGGUGAUCGGAGCUACGUACUACGCAAAGGGUAUCGCCAGAAAGUACAAAGGGGCUUUCAAUGCAGCGGAGAGAGACGAGGCCAUGUCGCCUUUGGACAAAAUCGGCCACGGAACACACUGUGCGUCGACAGCAGCAGGUUCUUUUGUCCAAAACGCAAACUUCCUCGGUUUAGGUCAGGGAACUGCGAGAGGCAGUGCCCCAAGGGCCCGUGUAGCCGCUUACAAAGUGUGUUGGAACAACGAGGAGUGUUUCACGCCGGAUAUUUUAAAGGCCAUGGAUCACGCUAUGCGUGAUGGCGUCGAUGUUCUAUCGCUCUCGCUCGGAUCCGAGAUACCGCUUGAUUUCGAGGUCGAUAGGAGUGAUUUCGCUAUCGCUGCUUUCCACGCCGUGAUGAAGGGUAUUACCGUGGUAUGCGCUGGUGGGAACGAUGGUCCCGAAACUCAAACCAUCUCUAACGUUGCUCCGUGGAUUAUAACGGUCGCGGCUACGACCAUGGACCGAGAGUUCUUCACGCCCAUCACUCUUGGAAACAAUGUAACCGUACUGGGUCAAGAAGGUUUAUACAUAGGAGAAGAAGUCGGAUUCACUGAUCUUAUUUACUUCGAUGACUUGACCAAAGCUGAUUUUGAAGCCGGUAAAGCUAAGGGGAAAAUCUUGUUUACCUUCCUAACAGAUAGAUUUACAGAUCAGAUGGCUGAAUUCGCGAAAUCUAAAGGCGUUGUUGGCAUCAUCAUCGCAACAAAGCCCAUUGAUUUGAUCGAACCGGGCACCGCGGGUAUCGCCUCUGCCCGGGUAGACUAUGAAAUUGGGAUGGACAUUUUACUGUAUCUCCAAACAGCCAAAUUUCCUAAAGCUAAGAUCAGCCCAACCAAGACAUUCGUUGGCCGACCUUCAGCGACUAAGGUUGCAAGGUUUUCGUCUAGAGGUCCCAAUUCAAUAUCUCCCGCCAUUCUCAAGCCGGAUAUAGCAGCACCAGGUGUAGGUAUACUUGCGGCCGUACCAACAGGGGCAGGAUACGAGUUCAUGUCAGGGACAUCGAUGGCUACACCUGUCGUAACAGGAAUAGUUGCACUUCUUAAGCAAAAACGCCCUGACUGGUCCCCUGCUGCGAUUCGAUCCGCUCUCGUCACAACUGCAUUUCAAACGGACCCAUCGGGAGAGCCUAUUGCAGCGGAGGGUUCCCCGCGCAAAAUCGCUGACCCCUUUGACUACGGAGGCGGCCUCGUGAACCCGGGGAAGGUGGCAGACCCGGGACUUGUCUACGACAUGGGCCAUGAUGAAUAUGUUCAUUACUUGUGUUCUGCAGGCUAUGAAGAUAUAUCCAUCUCAAAACUACUUGGAAAAGUUUACACUUGCCCUUCCCCAACUCCAUCCAUGCUUGAUGUUAACUUGCCCUCCAUCACAAUCCCAUAUCUUAGUCAAGAGAUCACAAUAACUAGAACCGUGACAAAUGUUGGACCGGUCGGCUCGGUUUACAAAGCUGUGAUCGAACCGCCUCUAGGUAUAAACCUGCAGGUGAGUCCUAAAACUCUUGAGUUCGGUCCCAAUACCAAGAAGAUUACAUUUACGGUGAAAGUCUCCACGACUCAUAGAGUGAACACUGAUUAUCACUUUGGGAGCUUGACAUGGACCGACAAUGGAGUUCACAAUGUCCGAAUCCCUCUUUCUGUGAGAACAAGAGUUUUGAACUUCAAAAUCUAACAAAAUUAUUAAUAAUAUUGAAAAUAUUUUAAAAUAUCUUUGACAAAAGAUAUUUUUAAAAUAUGUGUGUUUGAAUUUGUUAUCUAUCAGAAGCUGUAAAUGUGAAAAAGAAGCAGCGUAUCUUUUACUAUAUAUUAUAUGUUACUUAAUAGUUAAAAUUGUUAUUUGUGAUUUAGGAUUUUGUUUUGUCAAUUAUUGUUCUUUGUUUUUUCAAUUCUUAUAAAU
Messenger RNA from Brassica napus (rape), 3366 nucleotides. RefSeq names its product subtilisin-like protease SBT3.16. Bases 862 to 3141 code for a protein of 759 amino acids. The transcript is spliced from 8 exons. Gene Ontology annotation, molecular function: serine-type endopeptidase activity. Gene Ontology annotation, biological process: proteolysis. The record is from RefSeq and is a predicted model, not a curated record. Lineage: Eukaryota; Viridiplantae; Streptophyta; Magnoliopsida; Brassicales; Brassicaceae.